GGCACUGUCUCAUACUAUUUAGUGCGCUAGUAGCUAUGCGGUAUUUGGACGUCCCCACUGUUCCCGCCCACUUUACUACAGAAGCACGCGCGGAUUCGAAUCGCAGAGCGGAGUCUCGCGCGCGCUGCAGGUGGACACCGUCUCCAAAGCGCGUGAAAAGUCUCCGCUGCGUGGAAACACCGAGUCAGGACCGCAGCCGGGGUUAUUUUUCUUUUCUUUUCUUCUGCGCCUUUCAGGAUCCUUUCAGAAUGGCAUCUCUGGGUAGCAUCUGCUUCCUCUUGCCUGUUGCAUUCCACCUCUUGAUGGUGCCAAGCUUCAGCUCUAUGGCCGCUGCUAGAAGGUGCGGCUCCAUCUACAAGGGUUUUGCCCAGUGUCUUCUGGCCCUGGGGGACAGCUUGUCUGUCAGCAGCCAAAAAGACGAGGACAUGCACGACAUCGACUCAGUCUGCAGAUCAUGGGACGAUUUCCAUGACUGUGCAAACAAUGCUAUGGCUGGCUGCCCUGACGAAGCCGCUGUUGUGUGGGAGUCCCUGAGACAAGAGUCUAAAAAGAUGCAGUUUGCAGGUAACCUGUAUGACAUGUGCUCUAGUCGCAGCCAAUCAGCAAUCGACACAGGGGCCCAGAACCCCGAUGAGACCAAUCAAGAGUCCCUGAAAGGAAAGGCCAGUAAUUUAAGCCCAGGCCUAAACAUCCUUCUCCUCACUUGCAUGUGUUUACUGUUCCUCUACCUGUGGAUAUAAGCCAAGACUUUCUGCUUCAAGGGACAUGUAGUGGAAUGUAAUGAAUUACCAAUGGACUGUCGUGUGUGAUGUUGACAUUUCUCAAAGGUAACACGUUGUAAAUAAUAAUUCUUUUUUUUGUUGUUGUUUGCUUGUAAAAAGGUAUGCUUUUGAACAGAAUUCUACACAUAUACAGUGCCCUCUAUAAUGAUUGGCACGUUCAUGAAAAAAAGCAAAAAGGAAUAUCUAAAAAUAAUAGCACAUGCAAUAAGUAAUACAUGGAGCUCAAACAUACACAGACAUUGUGUAGUUUUAUUUGAACAGUUUUUUUCUCUACAAAAUACCACUUACAAAAUUAUUUGCCCCCUUACAUUUAACAUUUAAUAACGUGUACAUUGGAGAGUGUAAAAGCACUAUGUCGUGUAAACUAGAGGCAGUGGAUGCAAAUUCAGACUUCAUUUUAAGAAAAUGCAAAGUAACUAAAAUAGUGAGAAAACACAAACACAAACAGGGGAUACAGGGCUAAACAUAAGCAAGGCUAUGGUAUACUUAGUAACGCACAAACAUGACAACAGAAACAACAACAAAAGCUUGAGAAAAAAGUACUGAAACAAAGUAACUUAUAUACCGGUGUUAAUCAGAGUGAAAAAAAUACACAGGUGAGGCUGAUUGAAGACAUGUGACCAUGUCAUGUGACAUGCAGGGGCUAAUAGGUGAGGUAGUUUAGCACUGAUUUUGGUAUAACCCUGCCACACUAAAGGAAUAAUAGCACAAAAUCUGAAAAAAGAAUAUAAAGUAUAGCUUCACAGCAUGAUGUUUUGAUGGUGACAAAUAUUAUUUCACCUUUUCACAUUUUACAAGUCAUUUUUUGUCCAAACAAGUCAGGCAAACACUGCUUAAUAAUAACUGGAUACAGCAAAUUGGAUUUGUCUGACAGCAUAGAAUUGUCAGGAUUUUUUUUCUUAUUCAGAGCAAUAUAUGUAGUGCUAUUAUAUUUUUUCUGCAAAACGUGUUUAUGAAUAAAAUAUUACAUUUUUAUUACAAAUCUGUUAUUUCCCUGUGUGUAAAUAUUUAUAUAUAACAUUCACAACAAUGUACAAUUAAAAAAAAAAAGUCUGCUAUGGGAAGAAAAUGUAAUUUACAUAAGAGAAUGUUGUGGUUCAUUUUGGGAAAUACUGUAUGUCAAAUAUUCUGAGACAUCAAGUUACAUUCAAUAUUAGAUAUUUGAGAGCCAACAUUUAAAGUGCACCUAUUAUGGUUUUUCAGAUAUUAUCUUUCAUGUAGUGUGUUAUAUAAAUGUUUGUGAAUGUAAAAAGUCUGCAAAGUUUAAAAAAUCAAAGCGCACGACAAACAGAGUUAUUGACUCCUAAAAGAAGGAAACGAUUCUGAACAGCUGAAAUGAGUCGUUAGUAAUUCCAGAUUUACUUCCUAUACUAACCUACGUAGGUUUGUAACAAAAAGCCCCGCCUCUGGUCUUCAUCGGCUGCUAGCGAACAGACGGAGCUGAAACUCGUUAUGGUAGUGGGCGUUUCCUUUUCGACACAUGCUGAUGGUGGUAGACCAAUCACAACAGACUGGGACAUCUGACCAAUCAGAGUAGAGUAUGCUCUCUGAAAAGGAGAAGUUUAGAACGAAUCAUUUAACGAGUCAUUUGUGACAUGGGGAAAAAGGUAAUGCUGCAAUUUAAAUUAUGAGUUAUGAAUUAUGAAAUUUUUUUUUUUUUUUUUACCUUGGAUGCAUGUAAAUCCAUUGUAUGAGACCUCUAAAACAAAAUUAGGCAUGUUUAAAAACAUAAUAGGUGCGCUUUAAAGCCCAGCUCACAUUCCCCAUGUUUUUUGUUCUAUUUGAUUUGUACUUUUUACUGUUCUCACUGGCAAUUUAAUACUAAUAUUGUUACUUAUUAGAAUCUGUAAGAAUGUGUUUUUUUUUUGUUGUUGUUGUUAGGAUUAAAAAUUUAUCACUUUUUCCACUGUAACAGUAAUACUAAUGGUAAUUCUGAAGAGCCCAGAUCUGUUAAUUUUUCUUGAGAUGUAAUUUGGUGCUUCAUGGUCAGUGAAUGACAUGUGAAUGUAAGAACUACUGUACCUCAAAGAUGCACGUCAGUAUCACCUCAGAACUCAAAUUGAUGCAAUCAUCUCUAAUCAUAUUAAAAAUGUAUAACAUGACCAACAGAACAAUUUAAUUGUAUUAUACAUCAUCUAUAAUUUUAUCCAAAUUUUAGCAUUCUUUAUUUUUUUUUCUUUAUUUUUUUGGAAACACUUUUUGCAGUCACACUUUGUAUUCCCUUCUCACAUAAAGUUCAUAAUAUUCUAACAAGCAUUAUAUUUAAUAGAAAUGGAGGCAUGAGAAAAGUUUGAGUACUGACCUGCUCCUUCACUCUAACCUUAAUGCUCAUUACUUAUUAUGCUAAUUGGCUCGUGUGAGUCCUUAUGAAUUUGCAAUGGCGAUAGUCCUUUAAAGAUAAAGGGAGAUGUCACAUAGUGCAUGGGUUCGUUUUAAGUCUGUCCUCAUUCCUUUGAAGGUAGAUCCUAUAUCAUAUCACUGUCCAUCAGAUGGGAUAUUUUAUGUAGAAACUCUAGGAUUAAAGGGAUUUUCCACAUGGAUGCCAUCAACCAGAGACCCUGAAACUGCUUGUCCAAUGCUUGCAACCUUGUUAUUUAUUUCAACGACAAUCUGAGAGGCAAAAUGAUUUUAAUUAGAACAUAUUCCAAGCAUACAUACUGUACUUUCAGUCUUUUUUUCCCCUUUCCUUGUGUAUGAACAUUUCACAACCUGAUGAGACAAUAAAUAAAAUGUACUGACUGAUGAAUUUCUGCUCG
This is a messenger RNA of Ictalurus punctatus (channel catfish), 3538 nucleotides long. RefSeq names its product neuritin 1-like a (gene nrn1la). The transcript has 3 exons. Gene Ontology annotation, biological process: nervous system development; neuron projection extension. Gene Ontology annotation, cellular component: plasma membrane. The record is from RefSeq and is a predicted model, not a curated record. Lineage: Eukaryota; Metazoa; Chordata; Actinopteri; Siluriformes; Ictaluridae. Bases 36 to 740 code for a protein of 234 amino acids.